AAUCAAUAGAUGAUUUACUUCCAAGAUUAUAAUGUAUAAAAAAUAGUAUAUUCGCUUAAACAUUACAAAAUCGUAACACAUGAGAAACUUAAAACAAUCUUAAUUUAGAGUUGGUUACGUACAAUAUCCUACAAAAGUUUAUAGAUUGAUAUGAUAAACGUAUGAUGGUGGUAGCAUUCCUCGCUUGCUCUUGUAGUAUAUAUUUUAUUAAUAUAUACUAUCUCUCAAGUUAUACACAUUUCCAGCAAAAGUCUUUCUAGUUUCUAAUUGGUUGAUUGGAAGCCAUAUUUAAUGUUUUGCUACGCAAGCGUUUGAUUAUAUGCUGGUUGUGUAUAUACUAUAUAUGUACAUAACACUUAGCGUGAAAAAUGGCGGCGAAUAUCUGUGGAGUUUUCCGCGAAAAUUUGCAAAAUGCUAUUCUUAAAAGUAAAGUUCUUGUGGUUGGUGCAGGAGGGAUCGGUUGCGAAAUCUUGAAAAAUCUUGUAAUGACUGGUUUUAGUGAUAUUGAAAUUAUUGAUUUGGAUACUAUUGAUGUAAGUAACUUAAAUAGACAAUUUUUAUUUCAAAAGAAACACGUGGGAAAAUCUAAAGCUGAAGUAGCAAAGGAAACUGCUUUAACUUUUAAUCCUAAUGCCAAAAUAAUUCAUUAUCAUGAUAGUAUUACAUCAUCAGAAUUUGGAUUAUCCUUCUUUAAAAAAUUCUCUUUAGUUAUGAAUGCUCUUGAUAAUAGAGCGGCAAGAAAUCAUGUAAACCGUAUGUGUUUAGCAGCUGACGUACCAUUAAUUGAAUCUGGAACAGCAGGUUAUGAAGGACAGGUAGAACUAAUUAAGAAAGGUUUAAGUCAGUGUUAUGAAUGUACUCCUAAAGCGGCACAAAAAACAUUUCCAGGAUGUACAAUACGUAAUACACCGAGUGAACCAAUUCACUGUAUUGUAUGGGCAAAGCACCUUUUUAAUCAGUUAUUUGGCGAAGAAGAUCCUGAUCAAGAUGUUUCACCAGAUACUGCAGAUCCUGAAGCAACUGAUACAGCUGCACAAGGUAGUUUAGAAUCAGAAUCAAAUAGUAAAGGAAAUGUUGAUCGUGUAUCAACGCGAUCUUGGGCACAAUCAUGUGAUUAUGAUUCCAAAAAAUUAUUUACAAAAUUUUUCCAUGAUGAUAUUAAAUACCUACUCAGUAUGGAAAAUUUAUGGAAAAAAAGAAGACCUCCAACACCUUUAGAUUGGUCAAAUUUACCUGAUGCUGUACCUGGAUCUAGUAAAGAAAUGUCUGAACCUGGACUAAAAGAUCAACAACGUUGGAGUAUUGCUAAAUGUGGAACUGUUUUUGCUGAAGCCAUAAAUAAUUUAAGCAAAAGCUUAAAAUCUAAUCAAGAAACAACAUCAGAUAAUCAUCUCAUAUGGGAUAAAGAUGAUCAACAUGCUAUGGAUUUUGUUGCAGCGUGUGCUAAUAUUCGAGCUUAUAUUUUUGGAAUACAACAAAAGACAAGAUUUGAUAUCAAGUCUAUGGCAGGAAAUAUAAUUCCAGCGAUAGCAACUACAAAUGCCAUCAUUGCUGGAUUAGUUGUUCUACAUGCAUUUUAUAUUCUUGAAAAUAGAUUAAAAGAAUGUAGAUCAGUAUACUUGCGUUUAAAAAUGAACCAUAGAAAUCAAUUAUUAGUACCAGAAAAAAAUGUUAAUCCUCCGAAUCCUAAAUGUUAUGUCUGUGCACCUACACCACAAGCUGUAUUAGCUGCAGAUACAUCCAAAAUGACAAUUAGAGAACUUGAUGAAUUGGUAUUGAAAAAUAGACUUAAUAUGAUUGCUCCGGACGUUAUAAUAGAUGGCAAAGGUAUAGUCAUCAUUAGUAGUGAAGAAGGGGAGACUGAAGAAAACAAUAAUAAAAUUCUAGAAGAAUUUGGAAUAAAAGAUGGUACAAUUUUAAAAGUCGAUGAUUUUCAUCAAAAUUAUUCAUUAACUAUCACAAUAAUGCAUCGAGAACGACCUUCUGUAAAGGAUGAAAGUCCAGAAUUUUUAAUACUAGCAAACGAAGAAGAUCUUAUGCCAAAAGAAGAAAAUAAUGAUUCUGAAAAACCAUCGACUUCAAAUGGCAAGAUUGAUAUCUCAUCUGAAGAUUCUAUAAUGAUUGUAGAAACAGAAGUUACUUCUGCAUUACAUACAGAUACAGCUAAGAAACGCAAAACUGAUAUGACUGAAAAUGACGUCCUCAUUAAAAAGCGAAAAUUGGAUAUUAAUAAUGGAGAGGAUGUUUCUAUUAUAGAAGAUGAUGCGACUGAUGAUCUUUCUUCCGAAAGAAAAACAUCAAGCACAAAAAAAAGUAGAUCUUCCACGGAUGAUGAUUGUUUAAUUGUAUAUGAUGAAGGCACUGAGACAACUUAAAAGAAAUAUAUAAAAAAAGUUGAUAAUGAUAAGAUAUGUCAUAAGAUAAAUGAACAUAUUCAGAGUAAUAGGUAUAUAUUAAUUUUCUUUUUUGUAUUUUAUUUAAGGUAAAUAGAAGUAAGCUUAAAUGAUGUGUCGAAUUUAUAUAUAAAUAGUUGUCAAAAAUCAUUUAAUUUUCUAACAUUUACAAGAAUAGUAAUUCUAUCCAUACAUCUUAAUUCAUACAUUAUAAUUAACGAUUGUGUUAUUUUGUCAAUAUUUAUAAUAUAGAAAUUAAAUUAAUUAAUAUUUUAGAUCAUUUCUUGUCUGCCUUCAUUUUUUUAUUUGCAUUGUAAAAUGUAAAGCGAUUGUUGUAUUCAUAAUUAAAAAAAUGUAUAAGAAAUAAAUAUUUUUUCCAUA
Molecule: messenger RNA, 2774 nt
Organism: Vespa velutina
Lineage: Eukaryota; Metazoa; Arthropoda; Insecta; Hymenoptera; Vespidae
Gene: Uba2
Product: SUMO-activating enzyme subunit 2
Exons: 9
Coding region: 369-2375 (668 amino acids)
Biological process (GO): protein sumoylation
Cellular component (GO): SUMO activating enzyme complex; cytoplasm
Molecular function (GO): SUMO activating enzyme activity
Source: RefSeq, a predicted model, not a curated record